Molecule: messenger RNA, 1575 nt
Organism: Penicillium cosmopolitanum
Lineage: Eukaryota; Fungi; Ascomycota; Eurotiomycetes; Eurotiales; Aspergillaceae
Exons: 3
Coding region: 1-1575 (524 amino acids)
Molecular function (GO): oxidoreductase activity, acting on paired donors, with incorporation or reduction of molecular oxygen; monooxygenase activity; iron ion binding
Source: RefSeq, a predicted model, not a curated record
AUGGUGUUGGAGUUAAUGGGCGUUGAAGCCUCAUCCCUCCAUAUUAUCGCUUUCUUCUUUGUGCUAUACGUGGUGUAUAAGCGGGCAAUUUACUCUAGGUUCAUAAGUCCACUUCGCUAUCUGCCAAAGCCCAAGACUGGACUUUUCCCCUUUUCAGGAAUUUCCCGCUUGGCCCAAGAACCAGUGACGAAUAUUUAUCUUCGACAUGCCAAAGAGAUACCAAACGAUGGUAUUAUUUGCGUCAAAGGGCCUUUAGGAUCGGAAGAAUUGCUUCUAACCAGCGGGGAUGCAGUUGCUGAGGUCCUUGUAAAAAGCCCCUUUGACUACGAAAGGGACGGAAUCAUCCGGCACGUCCUCGGGGGCUCGGAUGGGGUGUUGUUCUUUGGUGACGAAACCCAUAAACAAGAGCGAAAACUUGGUUUGCAGCACCUGGGCGCUAGACGGGUCAAGAGUCUUUACUCAAUGUUUUGGGAGAAAUCGCUCAAGGUAGCCAACCUUAUUGCACUGCGACAGGCUCACUCCGGCGUGGCAGAUUCUGAGUCAUCAAUCAGCGAUGCAGAUUUGACGUACUGGUUCUCUCGAUUCGCCUUAGACAAUGUUAUAAUCUCGGUCUUCGGCGCUGAUUUAAAUAUACUUGGGGAUCCAAAAAAUGAGAUGGCGAGUUUGUUUGACCAACUCUUUGUCCCAGGAUCUCGAAUGCGAAUAUUUUUCGCGUUGAUGGCCACAUUGCCGCGGUGGAUGGUUGCAUGCUUGCCUUUGAGUGCGAUACAAACCCCUCUAGAGGCCAUUGAAAAGCUUAGGCAAAUGUGCAGACAGAUAGUGGCCGAUAAGCAAGACCAGCUUCGGAAUAUGGACGACAAAAGCAAGCCAGAAGAUUUGCUCGCUAGUCUUACCCAAUGGGAAAAGUUUUCUUCUGCCGAGCUCGCCAUUCAAGUCUUCAUGUAUAUUCUGGUCGGACAUGCAACAGUGUCGUCUACUGCCACAUGGACGAUAUAUCUUCUUGCCAAACACCCAGAAUUGCAACGAAGACUACGGAAUGAGAUAAACACUCACGUUCAUUCGAGUGUCCCCCAAGAUAUAUCAGAGGAAGAUCUCGCAAAUCUGAUGGAGAAUGUUCCACUUCUUGAUGCAAUUUGCAAUGAGGCCCUUCGCUUAUAUCCUGCUCUUCAUAUAACCAAACGCAUUUCGACCAAAUUCAAACACAUACUGGGUAAUGAAAUUCCAAAGGGAACGCCGGUCAUUUUGUCCGCAUGGGUAAUCAAUCGAUCCCCUCACUUGUGGGGACCAAACUCCGAAGAGUUUCACCCGGAACGCUGGAUCAACGAUAAGACUGGAAGCUUCAAUCAACGUGGUGGUGCAGUACAAGAUUAUUGCAUGCUUUCUUUCGGGCAGGGUGUUAAGGGCUGUGUUGGACAGGAAUAUGCUCGCAUGGAGUUGAAAGCCUUGGUUGCGGCUUUUGUCUAUGCCUUGCACAUCGAACUGCGAGAGCCGGUUGGCCCUGUGUUUCCAACAGAAAUCCCCCCCUCAAGGCCUUUGCGCGACAUGAAGUUCAAUUUGAGCAAAGUUGAGCACUGA